This is a messenger RNA of Topomyia yanbarensis, 2465 nucleotides long. RefSeq names its product G2/mitotic-specific cyclin-A. The coding region runs from base 416 to 1882 and encodes 488 amino acids. The record is from RefSeq and is a predicted model, not a curated record. NCBI's taxonomy places the organism in Eukaryota, Metazoa, Arthropoda, Insecta, Diptera, Culicidae. Gene Ontology annotation, biological process: mitotic cell cycle phase transition; regulation of cyclin-dependent protein serine/threonine kinase activity. Gene Ontology annotation, cellular component: cyclin A2-CDK2 complex; cytoplasm; nucleus. The transcript has 5 exons. Gene Ontology annotation, molecular function: cyclin-dependent protein serine/threonine kinase regulator activity.
UUUCCAGUGCAGCUGUUGGUCUCGAAUCCCUCCAUUUGAAGUGGAAUUUUUCCAGCAAAAGGAAGCAUCGUCUGGUACCGAGGAUCUUUCUCCGUAUUUAAAAUUAUAUUAUAAAAUCGAUUACAACGCUUGAUGUAGUGCUGCUCCAAAACCGAACCGAAAAUGUCGGUGUGAAACGAGAUUAUUCGCGGAAGAUAUCGGAAUUUUGUAAGCUUCUGCCUGAUUGAAAGGAUCCGCAAGUAAACGUAAGUAUUGUGCGAGUAAGCGUAAGUGGGAGAGAGAAAACCGUGUCGGAGCGAGAUACAACUGACGAAAGCCAACGGCAGUGCAAACAACGAACUUCGAACAAGCCAACCACAGUAGGCUGAUAACAAUAGACUCCGAACACUAGCCGCAAAAGAAAUUCAAUAGAAAUAUGGCUACCUUCCGGAUUCAUGAGGAUUUGGAGAAGGAGAACCGCGUUUUGGCAGCUAAAAAAGUUGCCACUGUCGGUGGUGGGCUUAAACCACAGCCUCAACAGAUUCAACGUUCCACUUUCAGUGUGUUGAACAACUUGGCCGGCAACAAGCGAACAGAAGGACUAGUAGCUGGAGAAAAAGCAAUUUUGAAAGAUACAAAACUCAAAAUCAAACAUCCUGUGACCACCAAAACCAAAUCAGACGAAAACAACGUUGUACCAGUGAAUCAGGCAAAAGCCGUAUUUAAACCAGUUGAACCCUUCAAAACGUUCCAGGUGUAUGACGAUUCAAAAGAGAAUGUCACUGAGGCAUCGACCGCGAAUAAAGAUGAUACCGUCAUUGAAGGUAAACGGGAACCAUUACAGGAGCUCAAAAAUGUUGAGCUUCUUGAAACACCAAUGUCCGUCAGCGAAAGUCUUUCGCCGAUGUCGGUGGACAAAUCCGUUGCUCUGGUUGAGGACACCUCUCUGAUUCCUCGAAACGAUCGAGAGCGCUUCUUCGAGGUGGAAGAAUAUCAGUCGGACAUUCUGACGUACCUCAAGGAAGCUGAAAAGCGCCACCGACCGAAACCGGCAUACAUGAAAAAGCAACCGGAUAUAAAUCACUCGAUGCGUACCAUCCUUGUGGAUUGGCUCGUAGAGGUCUGCGAAGAGUAUCGCCUACAGAGUGAAACGCUUUGCUUGGCAAUAUCGUACAUCGAUCGGUUUCUCAGCUUCAUGUCAGUAGUACGUGCUAAACUUCAGCUGGUCGGCACAGCUGCCAUGUUCAUUGCAGCCAAGUACGAGGAGAUCUACCCGCCAGAUGUGGGCGAGUUUGUGUACAUCACUGAUGAUACGUACACAAAGACGCAGGUAUUGCGAAUGGAGCAGCUCAUCCUUAAAGUGCUCGGCUUUGAUCUGUCCGUACCAACCACGUUGGUAUUUACCACCGUCUACUGCGUAAUGAACGAUGUGCCUGACAAGGUGAAAUACAUGUGCAUGUAUCUCUGCGAACUCUCACUGCUGGAUGCCGAUCCGUACCUCACGUAUCUGCCAUCCAAAAUCGCGGCCGGUUCGCUGGCUCUCUCCCGCUACGUGCUCGAUUUACCCAUCUGGUCCCGCAUGCUCGAAACAAAUACCGACUACUCGUUGGAAGAUCUUAAAGAUAUCAUUCUCGAUCUAAACAAGACACACCAAAAGGCCGAGUCACUCGGGCAGCAGGCGAUCCAAGAAAAAUUUAAAAGCAAUAAGUACAUGCAAGUGGCUACAGUUCCCGCCACAGAGCUGGCGGAGGAUACUUUUGACAAGAUGUGCAAAUCGUUGGCAGCGAUAGCAUCCGCUGUAUCGGAAACAGAAUCUUCUUCCACAGUCCCCACAGCGCCAAGUGCCCCUCUCAGCCACAAUGAUUCGAUGCGGGAAAUGAUGUCCUCGUUGUUGUUUGUCUGAUAGACGCUCCCGGUCUGCCCAUCUCCUUUCCUAUUCCGUAGCUGCAGCAAAUGUCUUUUUGUGUUUUUAUAGGUUUAUCGUUUUUUUUUAUUAAUUUAAUCCACACCUAGAUCUACUUAUUUUUAAUUUGUUUUUGUCCCCUCUCCCCCCGCUGCUGGAGUCAUGAUUUGUUUUUCAUUGUAUUUUUUAUAACUUGAACCAACCUCAACGAAACCGAAUUAUAUGACGACGUAAUAUUUAUGAUGAAGCACCUUUCAAUGGCACAAAUAAGUUUCAUGGCCAGAUCAUACGUAUUAACCAAUAACUGAUCGAAGGGAGAGACAUACUUUUUAACGAAAUGUUUAUUUAACUUAAGUGAAUGCAUCAAAGUUAACAUAAUAUUCAAGGUAAUAUUUACUCGAGUGAGGAAACGAUAGUUUUAAAGAAGACGAUAAAGUAAGAUCCUUGUGGAAGUUCAUUGGGGGAUUGGAAUCUAAUUCAAGGGGAUAACUAACACCAACAGUAAUAGUUAUAAUUUAAUAGGAACUCGAAUUCGGAAUUUUAACACGUUGUUGCCACUUCGAAUAAACAGGUUUUUAUUGGA